AUGGAUAGGGGAGGUGGGCGAGGAGGGUUACUCCACCCACCAGAUCCACGCCGCCCCUGCCCAAAUCCUCUCCGCGUGCGCUGCACCCAACCCCGUCCUCGCUCGUCUCGUCCGACGGCCAGGUCCCCAUCCUCCUGCGGUUCCCCUCCCUUUCUUCCUUCUCCUCCCUCACGACACGCCUCAUGUCUCCAUCUCGCGUCCUUGCUGCCGCCACAGCCUCUCCAGGAGGCUCGCCCUCCGUGCUGCAAAGCAGCAGGCCCGAACCUGGAGGAGGAAGAGGAGAUCCCGGGGUCUAGACGGUGGCUCGGUACAGUUCCUUUUCGAUAUGUUCUUCAUGGCGCCGAUGGCUUCCACGGUGCAGAGGAAAGUAUGCGUGCCUUCUGCUGGAAAGGGCUCGGUGGUUGGGAGAGUAGCGCCAUGAAUGAUGAAUGUUGGCGAUCUUUUUAUUGUGACACAACGCUUUCGAGUUUCAUGAGACAUGGCCAUUCUCAAAGGGUUUAA
Molecule: messenger RNA, 501 nt
Organism: Triticum turgidum subsp. durum (durum wheat)
Lineage: Eukaryota; Viridiplantae; Streptophyta; Magnoliopsida; Poales; Poaceae
Source: the annotation of a GenBank genome assembly